AUGAGCUGUUUUCAACUCCCAAAGAAAAUGUGCCAGAACCUAACUUCGAUCUUGUCGAACUUCUGGUGGGGUGCAGCAAAUGGAGAGAGGAAAGUGCAUUGGCUUGCUUGGCACAAGAUGUGUAAGGCGAAGAAGGAAGGAGGGAUGGGUUUCAGAGAUCCAAAGGCUUUUAACCAAGCGUUGUUGGCUAAACAAGUUUGGCGUAUUUUACUGUACCCAUCCUCGUUAGGUGCUAGGGUCCUCAAAGCCCGGUAUUUUCCGGAGGGGUCCAUCAUGAACACCACAUGCCCGAGCAGGGGAUCCUUAACUUUUCGAAGCAUCAUUCACGGAAGAGAGCUGCUACGGGAAGGUGUGGUUUGGAGAAUAGGAGAUGGCACUACUGUUAAUGUACAUCAUGAUAGCUGGAUUCCUAGACAGGGGAGUCUCAAGACGCUUGCGCAAUAG
Molecule: messenger RNA, 444 nt
Organism: Triticum turgidum subsp. durum (durum wheat)
Lineage: Eukaryota; Viridiplantae; Streptophyta; Magnoliopsida; Poales; Poaceae
Source: the annotation of a GenBank genome assembly